Messenger RNA from Carassius auratus (goldfish), 3116 nucleotides. Its product is annotated as methionine--tRNA ligase, cytoplasmic. Gene Ontology annotation, molecular function: ATP binding; methionine-tRNA ligase activity. The transcript is spliced from 22 exons. The record is from RefSeq and is a predicted model, not a curated record. Lineage: Eukaryota; Metazoa; Chordata; Actinopteri; Cypriniformes; Cyprinidae. Gene Ontology annotation, cellular component: cytosol; aminoacyl-tRNA synthetase multienzyme complex. Gene Ontology annotation, biological process: methionyl-tRNA aminoacylation. Bases 132 to 2888 code for a protein of 918 amino acids.
GUGGUUCGACGCGCAGGUUGCAUCAGCGCAAAACCUCGAUUCGCACACCGGUAGAGUCCACUGUACUCGUUUCCAGCGCCGAGUCCGACAGUAGAUUCAUCCAGGAGCGUCCUAAAGUGACAGAGGGUCAGAUGAAGCUGUAUAUCUCCGACGGGAACCCGCAGGGGGUUAAAGUGCUGGCGUCGCUGGAGCUCACCGGAGUGAAGUGUGAGAUAGAAGCAGUCAGCCACGAGGAGAAAGUGGUCCCUUACCUCAGUGACCCCAGGUCACCAGUCCUGCUGUUACCCGACGGUCAGCAUCUCUUCAGCCCUAACAGCAUCUGCCAAUACCUGUUUGAUAUCAGCGGCCAGAAGGCGACUGACGCGACUAACCAGUGGCUGGAAUGGGAAGCUACGACUUUACAGCCUGCAGUGCUGCAGUCUCUCCACAUGGUGGCGCUGCAGGGUAAGCGAGGCGAGGCGGCCGCUGUGAUGAAGGAGCCGCUGAAAUGGCUAGAACAGAGUCUGGGCAAGAAAAACUCACCAUUCCUUACUGCAGAGGCCGUGUCAGUUGCAGAUGUCGUCCUGUGGGCGGCACUGUAUCCUCUCCUGUCUGACUCCAGUUUUGACGUUGGUGAGCUGCCGUCUGUGCGCGGCUGGUUCGAGCGUGUCGGCGAUCUCCACGCAUGUCAGGCGGCCGCUAACAGAGUCCUGAAGGGAAAAGGUGUUGAAGCCCUGAAGACGUUCCUCCAGAAACACCCAGCUUCACAAACACAGCGCCGGGACAGUCCCACCAACGCCACUGAGGCUGAAGUCGCCGAGCAUGUGAUCACAGCGGAGGAGAUUGAAGAAGCUGCUCAGAUCUGGUCUGAAGGACUCAAAGGUUCUCCUGCGGUCACAGAGAGGAAACACCCAGUUCUCCCUCAGGAAGGAAAGAGAAAUGUUCUUCUCACCAGCGCUCUGCCGUACGUCAACAACGUGCCGCACCUGGGAAACAUCAUCGGCUGUGUGCUCAGCGCCGACGUGUUCGCCAGAUACGGCCGUUUGCGCGGCUGGAAUCUGCUGUACGUCUGCGGUACGGAUGAGUACGGGACGGCGACGGAGAACAAGGCUCGUGAGGAGGGUCUGACGCCGCAGGAGAUCUGUGACAAAUAUCACGCCGUCCACGCAGACAUCUACCAGUGGUUCCAGAUCGACUUCGAUUUCUUCGGUCGCACCACCACUGAACGACAGACCGAGAUCGCUCAGGACAUCUUCUGGCGUCUGCAUGAGCGAGGUUUUCUCCUGGAGGACACGGUCGAGCAGCUGCGAUGUGAAAGCUGUCAGCGCUUCCUGGCCGACCGCUUCGUGGAGGGCGAGUGUCCUCACUGCCGUUACCCAGAAGCCCGCGGGGACCAGUGUGACAAAUGUGGCCGUCUGAUCAACGCUGUGGACCUCAGGAAUCCGCAGUGUAAGGUGUGUAAGGAGACGCCGGUGAUCCGCUCGUCUAAACACCUGUUCCUGAACCUGCCCAAGCUGGAGGGCGAGCUGGAGCAGUGGCUUGAUAAGUCGACAGGCUCCGGUGACUGGACGGCAAACGCUCGUCAGAUCACACGCUCGUGGAUCCGUGACGGUCUGAAACCGCGCUGCAUCACGCGUGACCUGCAGUGGGGGACACCUGUGCCACACCAGGACUUCAAGGAGAAGGUGUUCUAUGUGUGGUUCGACGCUCCUAUUGGCUACCUCUCCAUCACUGCAAACUACACCGACCAAUGGGAGAAGUGGUGGAAGAAUCCUCAGCAGGUGGAGCUCUAUAACUUCAUGGCGAAGGACAACGUUCCCUUCCACAGCGUAGUGUUCCCUUGUUCACUUCUCGGAGCUCAAGACAACUACACACUAGUCAAUCACCUCGUCGCUACGGAAUACUUGAAUUACGAGGACACCAAGUUCUCGAAGAGCCGCGGCGUGGGUGUGUUCGGGGACAUGGCUAAAGACACGGGGAUCCCGUCAGACGUCUGGCGCUUCUAUCUUCUGUAUCUGCGUCCCGAGGGACAGGACUCGGCCUUCUCCUGGAGUGACAUGGCCCUCAAAAACAACUCGGAGCUCCUCAACAACCUCGGAAACUUCAUCAACAGAGCCGGGAUGUUCGUCAGUAAGUUCUUCGACGGUCGUGUUCCUGAGAUGCUCCUGAAUGAAGACGACAAGCGGCUCAUCGCUCAGGUCCGCUGGGAGCUCAAGCAGUACAUCCAGCUGCUGGAUAAAGUCAGGAUCCGUGACGCUCUGAAGUGCAUCCUCAACAUCUCUCGUCACGGGAAUCAGUACAUCCAGCUGAACGAGCCCUGGAAGAAGAUCAAAGGAGACCACGCUGACAGGCAGCGAGCCGGGACGGUGACCGGUGUUUCGGUGAACGUGGCGUGUCUCCUGUCCGCCGUGCUGGAGCCGUAUAUGCCAGCUGUCAGUCAAACCAUCCGCCAGCAGCUGCAGGCUCCGCCCCCCAGCGUCAGCUCCAUGCUGCAGAACACAGGGAGCUUCAUCUGCACGCUCCCCGCCGGACACCACAUCGGCACCGUCAGUCCUUUGUUCCAAAAGCUGGAGAACGAACAGAUCGAGGCUCUGAGGAAAAGGUUUGGAGGACAACAGCCAGAAGAGGAGUGUGUUGAAGUGAAGGCUCCGAGCAGCGCUGCAGAGUCCAAACCCAGCGCUGGUGCGGUGCAUGCCUCGGUGCGUGUGAACGCAGAUCCAGAGAGAGCCAAACAGCUGACGGCUUUAGUGGCAGAACAAGGCAAUAAAGUACGAGGCCUAAAAGCUCAGAAAGCCGACAAAUCUGUAAUUGACGAUGAAGUCGAUAAAUUACUGCAACUGAAAAAACAACUUUCUCUUGCGGAGGGCAAGAACCCGGAGCCAGCCGCUCAGAAAGGAAAGAAGAAAUAAAAAGGUGAACGUGAGAGGAAGAAAAUCCAUCAUACAGGAAUAUUUUCAGGGCUUUCUGAACUAUUUAUCCACUCCUAUAAAAAUACAACCUAUCCUUUUUAAAAUGCAACGAAGUCUAUUAAAUGCUCUUUUUAAAAUGCAAUAAAAUCAAUGUGUUUCUCACUGUCUCUUGUUGCUCUGAAACAAACAUAUUUUAUUCACACAAUCAAUAAACACAAGGACAAAAGA